Mugil cephalus (flathead mullet) is the source of this 2350-nucleotide messenger RNA. It is a transcript of the gene slc51a, whose product is annotated as solute carrier family 51 subunit alpha. NCBI's taxonomy places the organism in Eukaryota, Metazoa, Chordata, Actinopteri, Mugiliformes, Mugilidae. Gene Ontology annotation, biological process: transport. The record is from RefSeq and is a predicted model, not a curated record. Bases 154 to 1131 code for a protein of 325 amino acids. Gene Ontology annotation, molecular function: transporter activity. The transcript has 8 exons.
GUGAAAAGUUUGAGGGCGCUUUUGGCAUCGGCUGGCAGGAGAGAGUACGCGGCUCCCGACGUUUUUACGCACCGUGCGUCUGUGGAUGCGAACAGUACCCGAGAGAUUACUGGAAGACUCAUUUGUGGAAAACCCUCGCCGUAACCUGCCAACAUGAAUAAUGGAUCCAAUAAAAGUAUCGACCCGAGCUGCAUCGACAGCCCUCCAUUCGCCAUCGAAAUCAUCCGCGGUUUGGAUGUUUUCGGCAUCAUUUUGUACUCCAUCCUUACCUUCAUGACAGCUGUGUCCAUGCUGGUCUUUAUAGAGGAAUGCAUUUACCUUUAUAGGAAAGUGACUGCCAACAAGAAGUCCAUUAUCAUGUGGGUGAAUGGGGCAGCACCGGUGAUCUGCACCAUGUCGUGUCUGGGAAUGUGGAUCCCCAAAGCCAGCAUGUUCACUGACAUGUUCUCUGCCUGCUACUUUUCCAUUGUGGUGUUCAAGUUCCUGAUCCUGAUGCUGGAAGAAGUCGGAGGUGACGAGGCAUUCCUGAGGCGCGCCGGGAGACACAAGCUGAAGAUCAGCACGGGGCCUUGUUGCUGCUGCUGCCUCUGUCUGCCACAUGUGGCCAUCACACGGCGCUCUCUCUUCCUGCUCAAACUGGGCUCCUUCCAGUUUGCUCUCCUCAAGAUUGUCUUCACCAUCCUCUCCAUUGUCCUCUGGACAAACAAGAACUUUGACCUCUCUGACUUGAGCAUCACUGGAGCUGUAAUGUGGAUCAACCCAUUCGUGGGCGUCUUGACAAUCAUAGCGCUGUGGCCUGUAGCAAUCAUGUUCAUGCACUUGAGGACUGCCCUGCGAACAAUCAAGAUCGUCCCCAAGUACGCCAUGUACCAGCUGGUGCUGAUCCUGAGCCAGCUCCAGACAGCCAUCAUCAACAUCUUGGCUCUGAACGGGACCAUCGGCUGCGCUCCACCUUUCUCCUCCGCCGCCAGAGGAAACCUGUUGAGUCAGCAGCUGUUGAUCCUGGAGAUGUUCAUCAUCACGCUGGUGACUCGGCUGCUGUAUCGGCGACAGUACGAGCCUUUACCGGCGGAGGACCAGGGCGAUGACAAUGAAAACACCAAGAUGGUCAUAGUGCCGGAGUCUGCGUGAGAACUGAAUGUGUGUGUGUGUGUGUGUGUGUGUGGGUGUGUAUUUGGUGUGUGUGUGUGUGCUGUUUUUACUUUCCUGCAGGUAUCUCAUUAGAAAACAUUUAUGUUAAUAUGAACAGAUUUCACUUCAGAACUCUCAGGUUACACGUUAUUCUGUGGGAAAAAAAAAGUGCAUUCCAUGAAAGCUGAGGCUUGUUCAACAGAUUUGAACAAGCAAAGACUUUGUCUUCUUUGUUAUUCACUACUCCCUCGGCCUCAAAAAUCUACCGUCCCUCCUUUUAUCAGAAGUAACCUACCGCAGUUGUUUAGCAAUAAUGUCCAUUAGUGGGAUUCACAUCUGUAAUCCUGCAUUCCUUCUUUUUGACACGUUGCUCUGUGAAUUUUCCAUCUGCUUCAGACUAUUGUCCUCUAGAUAUAACUACUUUCAGUAGCUUGUCCUAAUUAUCUUGAACUAUUUCUCUGGACACCUGUGCGCUUGUCUCUUCUGAUUGGAAACGCGUGAACUUUGACACCAACAACUGUAAGAGUCAUCUAAAGAUCCCGUGAGUAAUGCUUUGGAGUUUGAUCAUCUGGGAGCCUUGUUUCUAAUUAUAGGAAUUAGAAAAUGUCACGAAUGUUGCGGUGUACUUCCCUUUUUCUAUAUUUCUGGCCUGCAUUUUUUUUAAUUAACUGUGUAAUUCAAUACAUAACCAAUGGAAUCAGGGUUGGAUUAUCUUUUCUCCCUCUAUAUCUCUGUUGUAUAUUGUAGUAUUUUUUUAUUUUUUAUUUUAAAGGUCUGUAAUUUCAAUAUGAUUUCAUCAGAGUGCUGUCUAAUCAAAAGCUGAACAGAGCAUGUUUCCUCUCUUGCUCCCAGAACAAAAUCAGGUGAAUGCUGGUCUUACACCUGUCUGUGUAUCUGUAUAAAGCAUCGAAAGUCUGUCAAAAAACAAGCAAAGUAAACAUUUGUAAUAAAGACUUCAGAAACUGUACAAACUCUGCGUGCAGGGAGACUGUUCGUUUAUUGACGUCAGAGGAAGAUUAUGCAGGUUUGUCCUCUUUUUAAAUCUCGAAACAAGGCUUUUACACUUAUUUAUAUCAUUUAUCUCUUCUUUUUGUGCAAUCAUUGAUGCAUUAUGAUAAACUGCAUUUUUCUUCCUUCCUUUGUAACCACCACUGGACCUGUAAUGUUACUAUCCUUAUGUUCACUGUGAGCAUUUUAAAUUGAUGAGGUUUCAAACUCA